CACCUUGCCGUAUAAGUCCACGUGAACUCCUUGCGUGCUGACCUCAGGAAACGAGUUAUCCUGUGACCUUCUAAGAUUGUGACUUUUCUGUGUAGAAGAAGCAGGGCAACACUUAGUUGUCUUAGUGUGUGACAGUUCACAGUGCAUUUGUGUUAGCGACUCGUUCGGAUCAGUCAGUGAACCCAGACUUGAUGAUGCCACAAGCGCCAACGCCCGUGGUGCCCACACGCCCACGUCUUGGUUUUUCCAUAGAAUCUCUGGUGGGAUGCGGAGAUGAGAAGAGGGCGUCCGUCUCCCCGCCCGCGCCGGGGCUCACCAAGCUGCCAGACACCCUUCCGCACCAGCAGGUUCUGCGGGAGGCCGGUCUCAACCUUCCCCGGGAUUUCCUCCUGGCCAGGGAGCAACACCUCCGGGACCAGCUGCGGGAUCAGUUGCUCAAGGAACAGCUUCUCCGCGUCCAGCAAGCCAGAGACAACAGACUCGAGCACCCCCACACUUCUCCCUUGACAUCUCCCACUCAGCGCACUCUCUCGCCCAUCUCCCACGCCGAGGACGACAAGAAGGCCACUCCGCCGCCCACAAGUCCCGCGUCUCUCCCUCCACCGAACUUCCCCGGGUCCGGCAUGCACCCGCCACAGCUGCUCCCCCUCGGAGGCUACGCCAUGCACCCACACGUCUCGUCGCCCCUCAUGCACCACCCCCUCCUCGCACAGGGCCAAGUGCCACAGCUGGGUACGCCGCUGCCACCUGCCCCUGGACCUCGUGAUUACCCACUCUACCCUUGGCUGCUGAGUCGUCACGGCAGAAUCUUCCCUCCAGGUUUCCCCGGCGGCCACGAUUUCCCAACAUUCCUCCUGCCCUUCCGGAAGCCCAAGAGGAUCCGGACGGCGUUCAGCCCGAGCCAGCUCCUCAAGCUCGAGCAAGCCUUCGAGAAGAACCAGUACGUGGUGGGCGCCGAGAGGAAGCAGCUCGCCCAGGCCCUCAAUCUCUCUGAAACUCAGGUCAAAGUGUGGUUCCAAAACCGAAGGACGAAACACAAGAGGCAACAGCAAGAAGAUGAAACCGGAGAAGGAGGAGAGAACAAGGGGGAUAAUAAACAGAGCGAAGAGGAAGGUCUCGUCCUCGAACACGAAGAAGACGAGGAACUCGACGUCGAGAACGAAGCCGAAGGUCAUUAAGUGAUUCGCAGUCUUCAAGAGUUACCACCUCGAUGUUCCCCCGUGACACCGACCGGGGGAGGAACUAGGCCUCGUCCGCCAGACCCCCGGGUGUCCCAUGGCGGGUCCUACAUCUCAGUGAUAGUCAGCUCCUCCUACAGGCGUCUUCCUCAGUCACUCAAGACACAAGCCUCUGGAGAGUCCAUAGGAUCCUCGAGCCUCCUCCUUCGUCCGUCCCAUGCCAGGACUCCCGCCGGCCGCGGCUCCCUCCGAGGAAGGAAGCGAGGGGGCCCGGGUCCUCCGCGUGUACAUGAUUGAUGAUAUUCUAUGUAUGAAGUACAAUGAUUGAGUGUUAAUAUUAUAUAGUUUUCUUUUAUAUAUUUUUUUCCGAACUUUCACUUCAAAAUUUUUACAUGUAGUCGGUUUAAUUCCAAGAUUAUGUGAAAAAAAUUGAUAUCAAUAAUUAGGAAAGAAUCACUUCAGGAUCAUAUUGAUCUUGAAACUUUCACGUUUUUCACUAUUUCAAAAACAACCCAUUUAGGUUAGUGACCACUGACUUGUUUCUCUCUGUUAAUUUUCAAGUGUUCACUGUUUUGAAGUUUUUGAUUUACUUUGAUAUAUUGCUCUUGCUGUUAAAGCUUUUUAAAACGCCCCGACGGCCCUCCUAAAGUUCCUAUAUGUGCCAUAAUCUGUAAAUACUUGUAUAUAAUACAGAUUAAUUUAUAUGUAUAUAAAGUAUGUAAAAUUUAUUUGUUUUGUAUAGUCAUGCUGAAUUCUUUGUGCCAGUAUCGUGGAAAUAAUUUGGAAUUUUUUUCCUAUUUAUGCUCUACAAUAAACUGUUUGUCUGAAA
Molecule: messenger RNA, 2007 nt
Organism: Penaeus indicus
Lineage: Eukaryota; Metazoa; Arthropoda; Malacostraca; Decapoda; Penaeidae
Product: homeotic protein empty spiracles-like
Exons: 3
Coding region: 192-1178 (328 amino acids)
Biological process (GO): central nervous system development; neuron differentiation; regulation of transcription by RNA polymerase II
Cellular component (GO): nucleus
Molecular function (GO): DNA-binding transcription factor activity, RNA polymerase II-specific; RNA polymerase II cis-regulatory region sequence-specific DNA binding
Source: RefSeq, a predicted model, not a curated record